AGAAUGCAGCUCGGGUUUCCACAACUUUGUGGUUUCCCUCGCUUGUGAAGAUAACGAUUAUUUCCGACGCAACCCAGAAGUGGAGCUUCAGAGCUCCCCAGAGGCGGGAUGGCGGCUCGGACGGCGCUGCUCUUUCUCCUGGGAGCAGCGGGAGUGGGUCCAGUCCCCUCCCAAGGCUCACGGGGGGAUCGAGAGCCCGUCUACCGUGAUUGCGUGGCUCAUUGCGAGAGGCGCAACUGCUCCGAGGCCGGGCUGCGGCACUUCCGCUCCCGCCAGCCACUCUACAUGAGCCUCACAGGGUGGACCUGCAGAGAUGAUUGCAAAUAUGAAUGUAUGUGGCUGACUGUGGGACUUUAUCUCCAGGAGGGAUCCAAAGUGCCUCAGUUUCAUGGAAAGUGGCCCUUUUCUCGUUUCCUGUUUUUUCAGGAGCCUGCUUCUGCCUUUGCUUCAUUCCUUAAUGGUCUUGCCAAUUUGAUGAUGCUGAACAGAUAUAAAGCCACUGUUCCCCGUUCUUCUCCUAUGUACCAUACCUGCAUUGCCUUUUCUUGGGUGUCUUUAAAUGCCUGGCUCUGGUCCAUGAUUUUUCAUACCCGAGAAACAAAUCUAACUGAGAAAAUGGACUAUUUCUGUGCAUCAGCAGUCAUCCUUUACUCUGUGUACUUGUGUUGUGUCAGAACUUUAGGGCUGAAACGUCCGGCUUUUGCCACUGCCUUUGGGGGUUUCCUGCUCCUUUUCCUGGCCUGCCAUGUUUCCUAUUUGACCCUUGUGCACUUUGAUUAUGGUUACAAUAUGGCUGCCAAUGUGGCAAUUGGCCUUCUCAAUCUCUUCUGGUGGCUGGGUUGGUGUAUGCGGAACCAGCAACGCCUGCCCUAUGUCUGGAAGUGUGUGGCAGUUGUCCUGCUUCUCCAGGCCUUGGCUCUCCUGGAACUCCUGGAUUUCCCACCCCUGUUUUGGGUCUUUGAUGCCCAUGCCAUCUGGCAUAUCAGUACCAUCCCUGUCAAUAUCCUUUUCUACAGUUUCCUUGUCGAUGACAGUCUUUAUCUCCUGAAGGCCAACUCUGAGAUUCUUAAAAGAGACUAAAACUUGUGGCAGAGGGUAACUUUGAAAAAGCCAUGGGCUGCCAUCUAUAAAAGACACCCUGUUGCUUUGAUUUCUAGCAUCUGAGGAGUUUGAUGUUGUGAGCCCACUUUGCUCUGAGGAUUGGUGACAAUUUCCUCUCUACUGCUUCUGUUUUUACAUCUCAAAAACUUCCCUUUCAGAAUUCUGUUGCCAUAGUGUGAUAGCCUGAUUGCCUUUUUUUUUUUUGCUUGAAUGUAUUGAGACAUGCCUCUUGUCUCCCUGAGAUUAUUUUGGGCCCUUUUAUUUGCUUUCCCCAGUUCUUCCUACACUUCUCUGAAGAGAGCAGGGAAAGCUAUAUUUGUUUUACUUGCUUUCUUUUUUCAUUUUUACAAAAGUGGUUCUACUGGGUUUUGGCUGGUCCAAUAGACUGCAUAGAAAGGACUUUCCAAACUGCUUGGGAAAAUGGCAGCAGCAAAUCUGGGAAACCCCUAUCCAUCUUUACGCUGCUGUUGACUUGAAAUCCAAAUUUUCAUACAAGUGGUCUUAUAAUGCUGCUUCACUGAGAAGCUCCCUGUUUUUUCAGCAAGCCAUUGGGAGUUUAGCACUAUGCUCCCUACUUUCUUGUCAGUCAUGAGAAAAGUAGAAAAUGGAUUCUAUAUUGCAGUGACUUUUUUUUUUAAUCAUUCAUAUGUGGUGCUGGGGUCAACUGUCUUCUGUCUCCAAAGCCUUGUGUGUGCAUAUAUAUACCAUCACAGUAAUCCUUAUUCCUUCUUGUCACGGACAUGUUCAGUCACAUCACUUCAUUAUGUAUUAUUAAGUUGCUCCAAAAAUCUUGAGAACACUACCACCACCAGAUUUAUUGUUGGACUGUCAUCAGAAUUAGCUUCCAACUGGAGGAAGAAUUUUUUUGGGAAUUAGUUAAAAAUAUUUUAAUUAAUCUUUUGGGACAUUUUAAUGGCAUAAAUAUUCCUAGCAAGCUGUAAAAACUGUUUGAAAAAUUUCAAGGCAAAGUGCAAGCCAGAUCUGGAGGGGAAAUAAAUAGCAUUUUCCUUCUUCUCCACAUCUGCUCCAAGUUUUUAAAAUAACAAUACAAACUCUGGAGAGUGGGGUGACAGGGUUUUUUUUUUUUUUGUAAUAUAGACAUAUUUGAGAUGAGAUUUACCUUGCCACAAAAUUCCAUCUUGGUCGGUGUUCUAUUUUUCCUGUGAAUCAUUUGUCAUUCGAAGUCCUGGAGGAAGUUUGGUGUCUUAUCUAUCUGCUCUUUUGGGGCUUCUAUGGCUAUGCCCCAUUACUGGACUAGCCAUCUGUAUUCAAAGGCAGGCUGUUCCUAUAAUUUAAAAUUCUUAUCUUUUGGUGUUCAGCCAUUUUAUUUUCUUUAAUUAUGGGAAGGCUUAAAUUAAGGGAUGUCCAUCUGAAGAUGACAAAGUGCCUGGAUAUUUAUGCCAAGAAAUGUUGAUUGUUUGCAGAGACAGAUAACCUCAGGAUUUUGUUGCUCAUUAAAUUUUCUCAUUGCUGAGGCAUUCAAUUCAGCAACACUUACAGCUCUUAAAAGAACUCAUUACAUGUUGAUUAUGAACACUUGAGCAAUUUUCUGCCUGUGGGAAAACUAGAAAAAGUAAUCUGAGGCCAAAGUGCCUUUUGCUUGAAGAGUGCCAAAGGAUUCAGAAAUUGCCUAUGACCGGUGAAAAAUCAAAAUAAAAUGUGGAAUGGAGCAAGAC
Molecule: messenger RNA, 2777 nt
Organism: Crotalus tigris (Tiger rattlesnake)
Lineage: Eukaryota; Metazoa; Chordata; Lepidosauria; Squamata; Viperidae
Gene: PGAP3
Product: post-GPI attachment to proteins phospholipase 3
Exons: 8
Coding region: 109-1080 (323 amino acids)
Biological process (GO): GPI anchor biosynthetic process
Cellular component (GO): endoplasmic reticulum membrane
Molecular function (GO): hydrolase activity, acting on ester bonds
Source: RefSeq, a predicted model, not a curated record